Molecule: messenger RNA, 2129 nt
Organism: Scomber scombrus (Atlantic mackerel)
Lineage: Eukaryota; Metazoa; Chordata; Actinopteri; Scombriformes; Scombridae
Product: vesicle-associated membrane protein-associated protein B-like
Exons: 6
Coding region: 250-999 (249 amino acids)
Biological process (GO): endoplasmic reticulum membrane organization
Cellular component (GO): plasma membrane; endoplasmic reticulum membrane
Molecular function (GO): FFAT motif binding
Source: RefSeq, a predicted model, not a curated record
UCCAGCCCCUCCUUCCGCUGCUAGCCCAGUUAGCAGUAGCACAGUUAGCCUCCAGCAGCUGUCGGUGGCAGUCAGUCAGUCAGUCAGUUCCAGAGCUGGUACGGCAGUUAACGUCGUCGUCGUCCUCUUCCUUCCCUCCCGUGGACAGACAAGCCGUGGACGGCCGUGUUGUUUCUUCGGGAGCCAGCUGCGGUUGAAUCGUUGUCCUCGCCGCCGCGACAGGAAGCAGCAGCAGCAGCUCUCUGGGCCAUGGCCAGAACAGAACAAGUGCUGGUGCUGGAGCCACAACACGAGCUGAAGUUUAGAGGCCCGUUUACAGAUGUCGUCACUGCCACUCUGAAGCUCACCAACCCCACAGAUAGAAAUGUGUGUUUCAAAGUCAAGACAACCGCCCCUCGCAGAUACUGUGUGCGCCCCAACAGCGGCGUCAUCGACUCUGGAUCUUCCGUCAACGUCUCUGUUAUGCUACAACCUUUUGACUAUGACCCCAAUGAAAAGAGUAAACACAAAUUCAUGGUGCAGUCCAUGUUGGCUCCGUACGACAUGACUGACAUGGAAGGAGUUUGGAAGGAGGCGAAGCCAGAAGAACUGAUGGAUUCAAAGUUGAGAUGUGCAUUCGAGAUGCCGCUAGAAAAUGACAAAACUCAUGAGAGUGAAAGCAACAAAACUCUGUCUUCCUCUACCUCCUCUGUUCAGACCGAGCACUCCGCGCUGCCCAAGUCCGCCAGCGCCUCACUGGAUGACGGAGAGGUGAAGAAGAUCAUGGAGGAGUGCAAGCGGCUGCAGAUGGAAGUGCAGAGGCUACGGGAAGAAAACAAACAGAUCAGGGAGGACGACGGGCUGCGGAAGAGAAAGCCGACGUCGAUGGCCGCUCCCCACCCCUCUUCCUCCGUCAUGGCAACCUCAGCCAUGAGGGACGAAGGCCUAAGCAUCCGUGUGCUGGCGCUCUGCGUGCUCUUCUUUGUCAUUGGAGUCAUCAUUGGCAAGCUGGCCCUGUAGAGACACAGACGGACAGAGCACAGUGACGGACGGCGUGCUCGGGAGGACACGCGUCAAUGACGGCAACGGGGAUGUCUUCUGGGUUUAUGUUUAUUUCUCUUUCUUUCUUUUUUUUUUUUUUUAAACAUUUAAGGCAAUAUCAUGAUGGGUUGUCUGGGUGGAAAAUAAUUUAAUGUGUGAAAAGAAAAACAAAGGAAGGCAAUCCCAAGUUAAACCACCAGUGAGAGAAUUUGUUACAGGUCCUGCCUUCUUUUUUUUUUCUUCUUUUUUUUUUCUUUUUUUUCUGUGAAACAAUCACCACUUGUGAUCCGUUCUUUCCGUCCAUCUCUCGUUCUUAAAUGAUCUUCCCCAACUUGCACAGGUAACAGUUAGCAGUGUGUGGAAAUGACUUCACUCUGGCUGAAUGUCUAAAGUCUUUCAUUGAUUCUUUAUUGAUUAUCAAGUCUUUAACUUCCACAUUGUAAGAAAGAUCCAACACUCCUCCUCUGAUGAUCUCUCUUCCACUUCUUAAUGAUAAUCUACAAGGAGAGGUGAACACAAGUGAUGAGUGAAAGACUUUUUUUUUUUUCUAGACUCAAACUGUAUUGUCUUCUAAUCAGUUUGUGGUUAAAAAAAAGCAAGCCAGUUUAAACCCGUGCAUUUGUGUGCGUGUGUCUGGGUCUUGUUGAUUUUUAUUUUUUUUUCCUCCUGCAGGGGGGCUGAUGUGACUGCAUGUGAAUGUUUUUAUGUGAGGAGACCACAAACGGUGAAAUCACAGGCUGUUGACUUUUAGAGCAAAGGAAGAGGGGUGGUUUAACAGAUUUCCUGUACACAACAGAAAAAUGGGGGUUUGUUUGUUGAAAAUCAGAUUUAAAAACUGUUACUGACCAGACCAAGGAAUCAAUAGAAAUAUAAUAAAUCCAUUUUUGGGCCAUUGGUUAAAUUAUGACUGUAAAAUCAAGAUUAUGACAGGAUUUAUGCUGCACAGUGAUCAAGUAUAAAGACAAAGCUGUAAUAUAGCUCAAAACAUCAGAUUUUCCCAGUUAAUGCUUUGAUUUUCUUGAUCAUUUCUUCCUCAGGUUGAGAGGGAGAGAGUGGCACUAGCCAGAAAAAAAGACACCUUUUGAAAUAAACUUGUCAUGCAAAACCAA